AUGAGCCUAAAACCACAACCGUUGCAAAUGCAACACUACAAUAUCGCAAUGGUUACAGACUUUUUCUAUCCUCAACCCGGUGGAGUGGAGUUUCAUGUUUUUCACUUGUCUCAGAAGUUGAUUGACUUGGGCCAUUCCGUUGUGAUUAUAACACAUGACUAUGGUGACAGAAGCGGUGUUAGAAUGCUAACGAACGGUCUACGCGUGUAUUAUGUCCCAUUUCUACAGAUUUAUCGAAGUACAACGUUUCCUAGCGUGUUUCUGGCGUUUCCAGUCCUCCGGAACAUUUUCGUUCGGGAGCAAAUCGAUAUAGUACAUGGACACGGAUCCUUCUCCAGUCUAGGCGCCGAGGCCAUUUUCCACGGCAAGACGAUGGGUCUCAAGACUGUGUUCACGGACCACUCAUUGUUUGGCUUCGCGGACAUUGGUUCUAUUCUAGGUAAUAAGCUACUAAAGUUCACACUCAGUGACAUAAGUCACGUAAUAUGCGUUUCACAUACAUGCAAGGAAAACACGGUUCUACGAGCCUCGUUGGAUCCAUUGAAUGUCUCGGUGAUUCCUAAUGCAGUGAUAUCAGAGGAUUUUGCUCCGGAUCUCACAAGAGAGAAAGACCAUUCGAGGAUUACCAUUGUAGUCAUCUCCAGACUCUUCCCAAAUAAGGGCGCCGACUUGCUUGUUGCUGUUGUUCCUCAAAUUUGCAUGCAACGCUCCAAUGUAGACUUCCUUAUCGCAGGCGAUGGGCCAAAGUUUUUGGAUUUGGAGCAAAUGCGUGAGAAGUACUUUUUACAGGAAAGGGUCUCUCUUAUCGGUGCAGUGAAGCACGAAGAAGUGCGCGAUGUUAUGGUAAAGGGUGAUAUUUAUCUUCAUCCUUCUUUGACUGAAGCAUUUGGUACGGUAAUUGUAGAGGCUGCUUCGUGUGGACUAUAUGUUGUCACGACAAGAGUUGGUGGAAUUCCUGAAGUGCUUCCGCAGCACAUGACGAGUUUUGCAGAACCCGAAGAAGACUCACUUGUUAGUGCUUUGCUACACGCAAUUGACAAAGUUGCAUCUCGGGAGAUUGACACCUCGCUGUUCCAUCAGGAAGUCGCUCAUAUGUACAGUUGGGAUGACAUUGCAAAGAGAACGGAAAAUGCUUAUAAUUCGCUCUGGUAUCACGACGGUCCCCUUCCUCUUCUUGAUAGGCUUCUGAAAUACUAUUGCUGCGGAGCUAUUGCGGGUAAAUUAUACGUCUUAUGUGUCAUCGUUGACAUGUUUAUUUUGAGUGUGUUGGAGUGGCUAUAUCCAGUUGAAAAUAUAGACCUUGCGUCAAAAUGGCCUCUGAAAGUUAGCAAAAAGGCUUUUGAGCUCCCUGUCGAAGAUAAUGCAAGUGCAGAGAGUUCGCUUUAG
Messenger RNA from Australozyma saopauloensis, 1386 nucleotides. It is a transcript of the gene SPT14, whose product is annotated as phosphatidylinositol N-acetylglucosaminyltransferase. The record is from RefSeq and is a predicted model, not a curated record. Gene Ontology annotation, cellular component: glycosylphosphatidylinositol-N-acetylglucosaminyltransferase (GPI-GnT) complex. Lineage: Eukaryota; Fungi; Ascomycota; Pichiomycetes; Serinales; Metschnikowiaceae. The coding region runs from base 1 to 1386 and encodes 461 amino acids. The transcript has a single exon. Gene Ontology annotation, molecular function: phosphatidylinositol N-acetylglucosaminyltransferase activity. Gene Ontology annotation, biological process: GPI anchor biosynthetic process.